AUGCCAUAUAUGUGUCAUCUCUGUCCGAAGCGCUAUAAAGGAAGACAAAUACUAAACACACACAGAAAAGUGAUCCACAAUUUUACAACUAAAGAGAUUGAAUCAGUACCGCAACUAUCACUCAAGUGUUCCUACAGUUACUGCAACUAUAUUGCUAAUAGUGUGAAAAGCCUCGAACAUCACAUUACAACUGUCCAUCUGCUGGUGAACUUUGAAGCCAAAGAAGUGAAAUGUCCGGACUGUCAAAAGACAUUUGGAUGCGAGGCUUCGUUUUAUAGACACCGGCGUACUUAUCACGGUAUUGGCAAAAGUUUGCCGUAUAUUAAUUGCAAUUGGCCCGGAUGUUCAUACAAGACAUGUGAAAAGAAACAGUUCAUUAACCAUCAGAAACGACACACUGGUAUCAAAAUGUUUGCCUGUGAAUGGCCCGGUUGUGACUAUAAGUCGGUAACCAAAAGUGAAUUGGACAGACAUUGCGAGCGACACAAUCAAAAAUUUGAAUUCAAGUGCCAUUGGCCCGGCUGUGAAUAUGCCUCUAAAACAGGUCGCUAUUUGAAACGGCAUACGAUAACAAUUCACGAGACAACCCCUUAUAUACAUGAAUGUCAUUGGCCCGGGUGUGACAAAAAGUUUCGUUUUAAGCAAUUGUUGUCCAUUCAUGUACGGAACAAACAUGGAUUGGCAGACAAACAGUGUCCUCGAUGUCCUAAAAUGUUUAAAGCCAAUAGAUAUUUGAAAGAUCACAUGAAAAUACAUGAUAAGAGUUGA
Molecule: messenger RNA, 768 nt
Organism: Oppia nitens
Lineage: Eukaryota; Metazoa; Arthropoda; Arachnida; Sarcoptiformes; Oppiidae
Product: zinc finger protein 567-like
Exons: 5
Coding region: 1-768 (255 amino acids)
Biological process (GO): regulation of transcription by RNA polymerase II
Cellular component (GO): nucleus
Source: RefSeq, a predicted model, not a curated record